Penicillium atrosanguineum is the source of this 912-nucleotide messenger RNA. Its product is annotated as putative phosphorylase. Gene Ontology annotation, biological process: nucleotide metabolic process. Gene Ontology annotation, molecular function: ATP binding; ATP:ADP adenylyltransferase activity. NCBI's taxonomy places the organism in Eukaryota, Fungi, Ascomycota, Eurotiomycetes, Eurotiales, Aspergillaceae. The record is from RefSeq and is a predicted model, not a curated record. The coding region runs from base 1 to 912 and encodes 303 amino acids. The transcript is spliced from 2 exons.
AUGCCCCUCAAUCUAAGCUACGAAGAAAUAUGCACCAAAUUCGACCGCCUCAUCUCCAAUGGCAUCAUAACAUACCAACCCAGCAAACCAAUCCUCGUCACAGAUAACGGGAUGAUCUUCUCUUUCCACUUUGUUGAGUCACUCAAAACCAAACCCCAAGCUGAAGAUGCCCCCGAGACCACAAAGUCAAGCGUGAUCAAUGGUGUCGCCUCUCAGCCAAUAUCCUUCGGCCCAGGGAGCGACAUUGCAAACGACCACCCAGAUGUCUGUAUCACGACGGUCAAUGAGACGCAUUACCUGGUCAUGAAUAAAUUUCCCGUCUUCAGACCCAUGUUGCUGUUAUUAACGGUUGAUUCGUACCGUCGACAGGACGAGCCUCUCGAGCUUGAUGACUUGGAGGCUGGGUGGAGUGCGAUUUGCGGGCUGAAGGAAGAGCAUUAUGUUUUCUUCAAUUGCGGGCUUUUGGCGGGUUCAAGUAGGGAGCAUAAGCACUUACAGGUUAUUCCGGCACCAGGGAGACAUGAAGGGUAUGAUGAAGGUUUCAAGUUCUUUUUGGAUGAUCCUGAACAGAGGGAGCCUGGGUUCUUGCAUUAUGUGCAGAGGUUCGAGGAGUUACCCGAGAAUCGGGUGAAGGAUGGGCAACAGCUGCUAGAAAUUUAUCAGAAGCUACUGCAACAGGCAAGAGAGGCGCUCAACUUGUCGACUGAUGUCGCUUGUCCUCACAAUUUUGUUAUCACGCAGAGGUGGAUGGUGGUUAUUCCACGGAGGGCCAAGGAGUUCCAUGGAAUUACGGCGAACUCGGCUGGGAUGAUGGGUUCAAUUGCUAUCUGGACUGAGGAGCAAUUGAAUUCAUGGAAGGAAAUUGGGCCCAUGAAUGUUUUGAGGGGGCUUGGGCUGCCACGGGGAGAGUGA